Messenger RNA from Camelina sativa (false flax), 1430 nucleotides. RefSeq lists its product as uncharacterized. NCBI's taxonomy places the organism in Eukaryota, Viridiplantae, Streptophyta, Magnoliopsida, Brassicales, Brassicaceae. The record is from RefSeq and is a predicted model, not a curated record. Gene Ontology annotation, molecular function: isomerase activity. Gene Ontology annotation, biological process: biosynthetic process. Gene Ontology annotation, cellular component: cytoplasm.
AAUAAGUGCUCUUAUUUUUCUAGUGUAGUCACUUUAUUAGAGAAACUGUGCUUUCCUGAAUUUAAAAUUGAAUUUUUUAAAUGAUGCAGAUUUCAUAAUGAUCGAGUCCAACUCAACUGUUACAGUAACACGGAGUAUUAUUAAACAGAAAAAAAAAAUUAAAUGAUUUUGCCUUUCCAAGAUUUUGUUUUCUCCAAAUCAUAAAGUGACAUUAGGAAUUUAAAACCUUUAAAAAUGGUAUAAAUUUGUAGCUUUGGUCAUACAAAAACAUCAAUGGGAAAGACAGAAACAAAAACAUCAACGGCAAUGAAUUUGCCUGUGAAGUACUUUGUGGUCGAUGCAUUCACUGAGUUAGCCUUCAAGGGGAACCAAGCCGCAGUGUGUUUCCUUGAAGAGGAGCAUGAGAAAGACGAUGCAUGGCUUCAGUCUCUGGCUGCUGAGUUUGACCUUCCCUUGACUUGUUUUCUUACUUCGAUCAUCGGCUCCAGUCCACCACGCUUUCUUCUCCGGUGGUUCACUUCUGUAGCUGAGAUGGAUAUAUGUGGUCAUGCAACAUUAGCAUCUGCUCACAGUAUCUUCUCAAACAGUUUGGCUGGUUCUUUUAAUACGGUCGAGUUUUCGACCCACACGGGGAUUCUAACUGCUAAAAGGCUCUCUGAUUGUGAUGCAAAAAGAUCUUUCUUGAUCGAAGUGAACUUCCCUGUGAUCACAACUUUUGAGUACAGCUCCAGUGAUGUCUCCAUCUUCUCUAAAGCCUUGGACGGAGCUACCAUUGUCGAUGUUCGAGACACUAAAACAGAUAAACUCACAUUUAAACCCUUGAAAGGAGCUUCCAAAACAACUUCAACUGAUCAAAUCAUGGUUGUGCUUUCAUCUUGGGAAUCUGUCAUUGAGUUGAAGCCAAGAGUGGAUGAUUUAAUGAAAUGCCCUGGCAAAGUGAUGAUUGUUACCGCUGCUGCUCCCCAAGGAUCUCCGUUUGAUUUCUGCAGUCGACUCUUUGCUCCAAAAUCAGGACUCAAUGAGGACUCUGUAUGUGGAAGUGCACACUGUUCAUUAGCACAUUACUGGAGCAUCAAGAUGAACAAGUGUGAUUUCGUAGCUUAUGCGGCUUCAAGAAGAAGUGGAACACUUAAGGUUCAUUAUGAUAAGGAGAAGCAGAGAGUCUCGCUCACCGGGAAAGCUGUGACUGUCAUGAAAGGCUCUAUCUUAGUUUAACCUUUGGCUGUUUGAUUUCUCGAACUCCCUAAGUGUUGUAAUAAAGUGAUAAUGAGAGCCAAUAAUAAAACGAGACUGAGUGCUCUAAGUUUGGCAAUAACGUAUUAAAUCUCAAAAUCAUGAAAACUUUGGAGAUAACAAGAAACUGUCUUCAUGACACCACAUCUCACUACAAGAUAGAUCUUUUACAAUCCUGAUGUUACAAAAAAAAAAAA